UACAGUCGAACAAACAAAGUCGCAGCACUCGAGCAUCCUGAUACGGGUAUCGUCUCGUUUACGUUCGCCAUGAUGAUGCGACCUGCUUCUGUUACGGCUCCUAGCAGUCGUCGUCUUCGUCAAGGAAAGACUAUUUACCUCAUUGCUUGCAUCAUAUGUGAACUACAGGGCUUGAGUUUGGUAUUCCUCCAGUUUUACGGCGCUCACAGACUGAUGAAUCAUGAUGAGUUCAAUGAGAGUUAUGGUCAAUCCAUGGCCAACUACGGUUUCUGCCUUCCUCUGACAACAGGAUUGUUGCUCAUUUUUAAUUCAUCUCUGGCAAUCCUGAUUCAGUGGUUGGACAAGAGUGGCGCCACCUCUCUACCUUGGCUGAGAUCUUUGGUUGGGCCUUGGUUUAUAUUGACAGCUACUGUUGGAAUCGUGACAUUUGUAAUUGCAGUGAUACAAAGUGCAGCCAUCCUGCACGUCAGCAGUGCCUCAUCAGGAGAGAUGAUAACAACAGCUGCUCUAGCGUUGCUGAGUGCUGUGACCUCCUAUUGCCUGUCUUGCACUGCUUUCUUUGCUGGACAUGCUUGCUGCUACUGUGUGAGAAAUAAUCACACCCCGGCCAAUUAUAUUCAGAUGCAAACAAUAUAGGAGGGAGUCCUGAUUUGGUUGAUCGAAAGAAGAUACUCGAUACAUAACCGUUUGGUAGAAUGUGUAUAAUGGCAUUAAAUGGUAUUGAUACCUGCAUGGCCAAUUUGCUGACUGUUUUUGGUAGGCUACUCUGUACACAUGGUAUCUUGUUAUGAAUAAUUAACUUGCAGGAAUUUUUGGUAAGAGUACACUGUAAGAUCAUCAAUUUGUUUGUGAAUUAGUUUUAGUGCCUCUGCUGGAGUAUACGAAUGUUUGCUCAGAUUUUUCCCAC
Molecule: messenger RNA, 907 nt
Organism: Corticium candelabrum
Lineage: Eukaryota; Metazoa; Porifera; Homoscleromorpha; Homosclerophorida; Plakinidae
Exons: 3
Coding region: 70-636 (188 amino acids)
Source: RefSeq, a predicted model, not a curated record